Molecule: messenger RNA, 285 nt
Organism: Fusarium fujikuroi IMI 58289
Lineage: Eukaryota; Fungi; Ascomycota; Sordariomycetes; Hypocreales; Nectriaceae
Product: probable NADH2 dehydrogenase (ubiquinone) 10.5K chain
Exons: 3
Coding region: 1-285 (94 amino acids)
Source: RefSeq, a predicted model, not a curated record
AUGUCGGCCAAGUACGCUUUCACAAAGUCUCUCCGCGAGGUGCGAUUCCUCUUUUGCCAGACUUCGGAGCAGAGCGCGGCUCUUCGAUCAUUCAUCACCCGAUCGUACCCUACCAUGAAGCGCAACAACCCCAACAUUCCCAUCCUGAUCCGAGAGGCCGCUGGCACCCAGCCCAAGGUCUUUGCCCGAUAUGACCGAGGUGUCGAGAAGUCACAGAUCCUCGAGGGUCUCUCCGACAAGGAGAUUGAGGAGACCGUCACUGGCUUGGUCAAGGCUGAUCAAUAG